Trametes versicolor FP-101664 SS1 is the source of this 1571-nucleotide messenger RNA. RefSeq lists its product as uncharacterized. The record is from RefSeq and is a predicted model, not a curated record. The transcript is spliced from 9 exons. The coding region runs from base 33 to 1067 and encodes 344 amino acids. Lineage: Eukaryota; Fungi; Basidiomycota; Agaricomycetes; Polyporales; Polyporaceae.
CGCUCCCUUACAUCCACUCGCUUGUGUAUACCAUGUCCUCCGGCCAGGGUGCAGGCGAUCCCGCUGCGGCUGCGGCUGCCCUCCUUGCCGCGCUGCCUCCCCUCGACAAAAUGAGUCUCGUGGCGAUCUGGAUCGAGACCGUCCUCUACGGCAUAAACGUCGUGGUCUACGGAGGCGCGUUUUACGUCCUCUUCGGUAGGCGAGGUUCGCUCGUACAGCGGUGUCUGUUGGCCGCGUCCACGUUGCUGUUCGCAAUUUCAACGGCACACGUAGCCGUGUCGCUGCGGCAGCUAGUGGAGGCCUUCACCAACUCGGCUAUAACGUCACAACCUGGAGGAACAAAACUCUUCUUCUUGAACCAAACAGACGGUCUCGUGUUCGCCGGCCAGCUUCUCUACCUUCUUGCCGUACUCGUCCAGGACCUUGUACUUAUAUGGCGGUUGUACGCUGUGAUGAACACCGAUUGGAGGGUUUCCAUCCUGCCGCUCUGCCUCGAGGUCACCAACCAAGUCCUUGCCUUCUACACCAUCGUCCAGUUCUUGCACGGUGCCGACCUCGAGGACCCCCGGCUGCGCACGUACGGCAUCGUCAAUUGGUCGCUGCACCUCAUCAUCAACAUCGGUGUUACUGGCGCGAUCGCGUGCAAGAUCUGGUGGCAGGGCCGCAAGACCGUGCAUGCGCGCGGCCACAACGCGUACGCCGGCGUCGCGUUCACGAUCAUGGAGUCGGGUGCGCUCUUCGCGGGCGCGACCAUCGUCCUCUUCGCGCUGUACAUCAACCCGGCCACCGGCACGGACGCGCUCGUCGGCGUGAACCCCGUCGCCCAGCUCGCUACGCUCUCUCCGCUGCUCAUCAUCGCGCGCGUCGGGUUCGGGCUGACGCACAGCGGCAUGCGCUCGCACACGGCAACAGGCUCGUCCCACGUCACCUCGGGACGCUACGGCGCGCACUCGGACGCGGUCCGCAUCGACAUCAACCGCUCGCAGAUCACGGACGGCCAGAACGCGGACUUCUACGCCAUGAGCGCGGUGAAAGUCGGCUCCGUCGCGGACAAGGAGUCCGUCUGAGCCUGCGCCCGUAGUCUGCGCGCCGAUCCAGUGGCGUUCAAUUCAAUACCCCCGCCUUUGUCCGCGCUCCGUUCGGGGGCGGAGGCGAAGGGGAUUGGCGCAGGCCACUACUUCGGGCGGGCGGCACCGCUCACCGCCAUUAAGUUAUGGGCGUCGGCUCGUCGCGACCGCCGUUACAUGUCGUUUCACGCGUGGCACACGCCUUUUUUUUCGGCACGACACGCGCGCGUAUCUUGUUGUAUGUUGUACAGCAGCUGAGCUUCCACACCACUAGCACGCCCUGGGCACCUGCGGUAGGCGGGGGCCCGCGGCGUGUAAUUUAUUCCGUCUAUAUUUGGGGAGGACAGGUGUACGGUACGGUAUACGUGUACGUGGUGUUGUUGAACAUUCGACGCCCGUGGCCUGUCGUAUAGAGGCGCGGACGGUGUUGUACUUUGGGGAAAACUUGGAGGAACUGGGACUCUGUUGUCUGUUGUCUGUUGUCUGUUGUCGUUGUUCAGAAGC